This is a messenger RNA of Westerdykella ornata, 1143 nucleotides long. RefSeq lists its product as uncharacterized. The annotation marks the transcript as partial. The transcript has a single exon. The record is from RefSeq and is a predicted model, not a curated record. Lineage: Eukaryota; Fungi; Ascomycota; Dothideomycetes; Pleosporales; Sporormiaceae.
UCCCUCUCCACUGCACUGCUCCUUGCGGGCGCUCUUCCUGGAGUUCUCGGCCAUACGUGGAUCGAACAGCUGCGCAACAUCGACGCGCAGGGCAACUACGUCGGCGAGUUCGGCUACCCGCGUGGCAUGUACUCCAAGACCGAUCCCGGAUACGAUGGCGACAAGAUGAACCAUCAGGUGCCCUCGGUCAAGGAGAAGUCUUUCCCUUUCAUCAGCGCAGACUCGCCCCUCUGCCACCCUGCUCAGCGCAAGCCCGAGCAGUCGUCGGACAAGUACCCCCGGCUCAAGACGGCUCCCGGCCAGUUCAUCGCCAUGCGCUACAUGGAGAACGGCCAUAUCACCAAGCCCGAGACGCGCCUUGGCAAGCCUGACCAGUCUGGUCCCGUCUACAUCUACGGCACCACGCAGCCCAAGGAAGACGAAAAGCUCGCGAACGUUCUUCAAUGGACUGCUGAUGGCCAGGGCGGUGACAAGCGCGGUGUUCUCCUUACGGUGAACAACUACGACGACGGACGCUGCUACGAGAUCAACGAUAAGCCCAUCUCCAAAGAGCGCCAGGCCAAGUUUCCCAACUACGCUGCGGGUCAGGUCUCCGAUGGUCCGGGUAACUACCCCCUCUUCUGCGAGAGCAACGUCGCUAUCCCGAAGGAUGCCGCUGUCGGCAAGCCCUACACCCUUUACUGGGUCUGGCAGUGGAACACGGUCCCUGGUGUCGAUCCCGGUCUACCCAAAGGCCAGGAUGAGUACUACACCACCUGCAUGGACGUCGAUGUCGUCGACGUGAUCCAGCAGGGCGCCAAGGCUCAACUCGGUCUUGUUCAACAAGAUGCCAUGUCAGUUGCUCCGGACGGCUUCCGUUCUCGCACCGCCGUCAUCACGGACGCCAUGUCCUUCGAGAUGGGGCCCGUCUUCAACACCACUCGCACCGCCACUGGCUCGGUGCCUUCGGUUACAAUGACCCAGACCACGCUGGUUACGAGCAGCGGUGCUCCCUUCCAGAACUCCACCGCCUCGCUUCAGAUUCCCACACUGACGAAGCGUCCCGGUGACGUUCCCACGGCUACCCCGACUGACGGCGAUGACGUUGUGCGCAUCACGGUUACCCAGCGCGUCACGGUCACCGCACCCGCCGUCACGGCCACC